AUGGAAUCCGAGAUGAGGGCGAACAAACUGAGACUAGAACAAACGGAGGAGACGGUUAGGGUCCGGGAUGCCACGAUUGCUAGAUUGGAAAAGGAGCUGGAGGAGGCUGGCAUCGCUGUGCUGAAUCUGGAGGGCAAAGUGAGGGAGGAGGAGACGAUAAGGAGGAAGCUGCAUAACACUGUGCAGGAGUUGAAGGGCAAUAUCAGGGUGUUUUGUAGAGUGCGGCCGCCGUUGCCUGCUGAAAUCGAGGAGAAGAAGGAGGAUGUUCUCACACAUAUCAGCUUUGAGGACAGUGACGAUCAAGUCAUUGAGCUGAAGCAGACUUCGGAAUCAGCAUCUGGUCAGAAAAUGGUCGCAAAAUCGUACCCAUUCUCGUUCGACCGCGUCUUUCAACCUGGCACCAAGCAACUGGCCGUCUUUGACGAAAUCUCGCAACUCGUGCAAUCGGCGCUGGAUGGAUACAAUGUGUGCAUCUUUGCGUAUGGUCAGACAGGCAGUGGCAAGACAUUCACAAUGGAAGGCCCAACCAACGCCGCUGAAGAUUCCGAAGACCUCGGCAUGAUCCCUCGCGCGGUCCACCAGAUCUUCGACACGGCGACGAAGCUCAAAGAGAAAGGAUGGACUUACGACAUGGAAGCGCAGUUUUUGGAAAUCUACAAUGAGAGCAUACGCGACCUGCUGGGCAGCGCCGGUGCGGAGGGCAAGCAUGAGAUUAAGCAUCAUCCGGUUACGGGGAAGACGUCGGUUACUGAUGCUAGCACGGUACUGGUAACGACUCCGGCGGAAGUGCACAAGGUGUUGCGAAAGGCGUCCCAGAAUCGUGCAGUCGCGUCCACUAAUUGCAAUGAGCGCUCUUCUCGGAGUCAUAGCGUGUUCACCCUCCGCCUCACCGGCACCAACAGCCUCACCUCCGAGACCUCAUCCGGCAUCCUCAACUUGAUUGACCUAGCCGGCUCCGAGCGCCUCUCCUCGUCCGGAUCGACCGGCGACCGCCUGAAAGAGACGCAGGCCAUCAACAAGAGUCUCAGCUGCCUCGGCGAUGUGAUCUAUGCGCUUGCGAAUGGCGAUAAACACGUGCCGUAUCGGAAUAGCAAGUUGACGUAUUUGUUGCAGGGGAGUCUUGGAGGAAACUCGAAGACGCUGAUGUUUGUGAACGUCUCGCCGCUGGCGGGAAGUUUCCAGGAAACGCUGUGCUCUCUCAGAUUUGCGACUAAGGUCAACUCGUGCCAAAUAGGGACGGCAAAGAAGAUGAUCAAAUGA
Messenger RNA from Fimicolochytrium jonesii, 1260 nucleotides. Its product is annotated as P-loop containing nucleoside triphosphate hydrolase protein. Gene Ontology annotation, molecular function: microtubule motor activity; ATP binding; microtubule binding. Gene Ontology annotation, biological process: microtubule-based movement. NCBI's taxonomy places the organism in Eukaryota, Fungi, Chytridiomycota, Chytridiomycetes, Spizellomycetales, Powellomycetaceae. The record is from RefSeq and is a predicted model, not a curated record. The transcript has 8 exons. The coding region runs from base 1 to 1260 and encodes 419 amino acids.